CCUUUUCGCUUCUGAUUCUCCUUCGACACUCUAUCGUUUAGCUCACUCUUUAGAUUAUCCCUCGUUCCAAGUGGGAGAAGCUAGGCUAAGGCUUGCAAUUCACGCACACACACCGAAAAAAGAACCAGUCACACGACACAAUGGUCGGACGCCUUGCUGGGAAGAAUGCGAUCGUGACGGGCGCUGCAGGUGGCAUCGGCCUCGAAACCACCAUCCUUAUGCUCCGCGAGGGCGCCUCCGUCCUGAUGACUGACGUCAGCAGCCCCGGGCUCGAGAAGGCCCUGGCCAAGGUCCGCGAGGUCGUGCCCAGCCACGACGGCCGCGUCGAGACCCGCACCGUCGACGUCUCCAAGGAAGCCGACGUCGAAGCCGCCGUCGACCACCUCGACGCCUGGGGCGGCGUGGACGUCAUGUUCAACAACGCCGGCAUCAUGCACGCGCAGGACGGCGACGCCGAGCAGACACCCGAAAAUAUUUGGGAUCUGACCAUGAAUAUCAACGUCAAGGGAGUGUGGUUCGGCUGCAAGCAUGCUGUCAAGAGUCUGCGCAAGCACGGCAAGAAGAAGGGCAGUGUCAUCAACACGGCCAGUAUGGUGGCGCUCGUGGGUGCCGCGACGCCGCAGUUGGCCUAUACGGCGAGUAAGGGUGCGGUUUUGGCGAUGACGCGCGAGUUGGCGAUCGUGCAUGCUAGAGAAGGCUUUCGCUUUAACUCGCUGUGUCCCGCUCCGUUGAACACCCCCUUGUUGCAGGAUUGGCUCGGCGAUGAUAAGGAGAAGCGCUUCCGUCGUGAGGUCCACUUCCCCACCGGUCGCUUCGGUGAGGCCAUCGAACAGGCUCACGCUGUCAUCUUCCUGGCCAGCGAUGAGAGCAGCUUCGUCAACGCCGCCGACUUUGUGGUUGAUGGUGGUCUGACCAAGGCCUAUGUCACCCCCGAGGGUCCCGCCACCGAGGCGCCCAAGAACCAGGGUUCCUAAGAACGAGGCCAGCUUGCACUUCCGAGCUGGUCUUGCGGGGAGGAUGCUGCGAUGAUUCAUGACUAGUGUGUAUAAUUAGACUGAGCCGUGGACGGUUGGUUCCUUAAGCAAACGAUAUCCAG
Messenger RNA from Aspergillus homomorphus CBS 101889, 1096 nucleotides. Its product is annotated as oxidoreductase, short-chain dehydrogenase/reductase family. The transcript has 4 exons. The coding region runs from base 141 to 974 and encodes 277 amino acids. NCBI's taxonomy places the organism in Eukaryota, Fungi, Ascomycota, Eurotiomycetes, Eurotiales, Aspergillaceae. The record is from RefSeq and is a predicted model, not a curated record.